GCUGCGGAUCGGCGACCUGGCGCCCAGGACUCCAGGUCCUCCAGCGGGGCUCGGCAUGCGGCUGGUGCGGCUGCUGCGGGGCGCCGCCUCGGCCGGCCCGGGCCCCGGGCUGCGCGCCCCCCGGCCCAGAGCCAGCCGCAGCCUCACCUCGGACUCGGGCUCCGGCCCUGCGGCUGAACGCAGCGUUCCGGGCCAAGUGGACUUCUAUGCGCGCUUCUCGCCGUCCCCGCUCUCCAUGAAGCAGUUCCUAGACUUCGGAUCUGUGGAUGCUUGUGAAAAGACCUCAUUUAUGUUUCUGCGGCAAGAGUUGCCUGUUAGAUUGGCAAACAUAAUGAAAGAAAUAAGUCUCCUUCCGGAUAAUCUUCUCAGGACGCCAUCAGUUCAAUUGGUACAAAGCUGGUAUAUCCAGAGUCUUCAGGAGCUUCUUGAUUUUAAGGACAAAAGUGCUGAAGAUGCUAAAGCUAUUUCUGACUUUACAGAUACUGUGAUACGGAUCAGGAACCGACACAAUGACGUCAUUCCCACGAUGGCCCAGGGUGUGGUUGAGUAUAAGGAGAGCUUCGGGGUGGAUCCUGUCACCAGCCAGAAUGUUCAGUACUUUUUGGAUCGUUUCUACAUGAGUCGUAUCUCAAUUAGAAUGUUACUCAAUCAACACUCUUUAUUGUUUGGUGGGAAAGGCAAAGGAAGUCCAUCUCAUCGAAAACACAUUGGAAGCAUAAAUCCAAACUGUAACGUAGUUGAAGUUAUUAAAGAUGGCUAUGAAAAUGCUAGGCGCCUAUGUGAUUUAUAUUACAUUAACUCUCCUGAAUUGGAACUUCAAGAACUAAAUGCAAAAUCACCAGGACAACCAAUACAAGUGGUUUAUGUACCAUCCCAUCUCUAUCACAUGGUGUUUGAACUUUUCAAGAAUGCAAUGAGAGCAACUAUGGAAUACCAUGCCGACAAAGGUGUUUACCCACCUAUUCAAGUUCACAUCACACUAGGUAACGAGGAUUUGACUGUGAAGAUGAGUGAUCGUGGAGGUGGUGUCCCUCUGAGGAAAAUUGACAGACUCUUCAACUACAUGUAUUCAACUGCACCCCGGCCUCGUAUUGAGACGUCCCGAGCGGUGCCCCUGGCUGGUUUUGGUUAUGGAUUGCCCAUAUCUCGUCUUUAUGCACAGUACUUCCAAGGAGACCUAAAGCUGUAUUCCCUCGAGGGCUAUGGGACAGAUGCAGUUAUCUACAUUAAGGCUCUGUCAACAGAAUCAAUAGAAAGACUCCCAGUGUACAACAAAGCUGCCUGGAAGCAUUACAACACCAACCACGAGGCUGAUGACUGGUGCGUCCCAAGCAGAGAACCGAAAGACAUGACAACGUUCCGCAGUGCCUAGAUACACUUGAGACACUUGGAAAAUCCAAACAUGGAUUUUGUACAAAAUUUGGAAGGGAUGGUGUUCAAAACUGCAUUCGACCAAAUACUUCACAUGUCGUUUUCAUAAUUAACUGUUUGGGUAGAAUAAAUGGAAACCAAAUUCCGUUCAUGCCCGUUAAACUUCCUAAAGGAUGAAAUUGUGCCUAUGUUACACUUAAAUUUUCACAGUUAGUUGAGCAUAUUUUUAAACAACUGUGUUUGGGUCCACUUUCCUCUUUAUGGUUGACUUCAGAAGCAUGGAAGUUUUUGGGUUUCUACAGGAAGCUAUGUAGUUUUUUAAAAAUACUUUUUAUGUAUGUCUGCUAGAAACAUUUUCUUAAUAAAACUGACUAGCUAUCUAUGUUUCUGUGAUUUGGAGGAGUUCUGCCAGUGACAACCAUAAUAAGAUGGUCUUUAUGAACCAGUGACUGACUACAGGUAGAGCAGAACACAGGUGCCCAGUGAGUGUAGAACCUGCUACCUUUCAGCAUCUGCACACAUUGUCUUAGCUUUGAGGUUACAUUAUCAUUUCAAAAAUUUUCUUGCAAAAAAUAGUAAUGAGUAGUUCUGUGGGUCUAAGCCAAGGUCACAGGCAGUCUACUUCCAAUGUGCAUGUGGUUAAUGCAAGGGGACAUUUUAAUCUCAAAACCAAGGAAACUAGCAACUACUAAUCUAGAGACGCUGUGGAGGACAAAGCCGUGAAUCCCAAAUGAAUUGGUUAUGGAAAUUACUUGCGGGAGCUUUUGAGAAACAGUUUUUUCCAGAUCCUACCCCAGGCAUACUGAAUCAGAGUCUGUAGGGCUGGAACCUGGGAAUCUCAAGUUUUAAAAAGCUUCCUAGGUGAGCCUGAUGCCUAGCUUAGUUAGGAAACCACCCUUCUAAAGUGCAUAGUGAUGCCACAUUCACUAAAGUAACAGUUGUUUGAGUUUUGGUUUCUGCCUAUUUACAGGUCAGAUUUCUAGACUAUAGGAGAAAGAACCUGAAUCUCAGGCCUGGUGCAAUUAAAAGAUAUAGCAUCAAAUUAGAAGGAGAACAAAAUAACUGUAGGAGAAUAGUCAGAUAACUGAAGAAUCAGAACCAUAAAUGCAUAAGUCCUGACAUAAGAACAUAUAUUUUAUCAAAAUAUCCAGGCUCAGUUAACAGGAAAAAGUCAACUUAGGUUCAUCACAACAAUCCUUUACAUUUGUAUGGUAAUUUAUAGUUUCCAAAUACUUUGAUAUAUAAUAACUCUAUUGGUCUUCAAAACAGUGAGAAUCAGAGCAGGUGGUAUCAUCCUCCUUUUAAGACUCACAGUUUGGCCCAGAGUUGCAAGGAAUUUGAGCUAGGGCCCAAGCCAUGUCUGAGGACCACUCGAUCAGCUGCAAAGUCUGGGAGACUGUGACAUUAGGAGACUGUUUUUAGUCAUACCUCAUCUUCUUUUAAGUGACAGGGAAAUACAUUUAAAAGUUUGAAUAAUGUUUAAAGUACAGCUGCCACUUAAAUGGGAAAGCUUUAUUUAUCUGUGAAAUUCAUUAAGUUGGAACACCUCAUUCUCAAAAAAGAUUAUGUAAAACUUGACAAAUCUAUGUAUACAUUUGUAGGAUGGAGUAGAUGUGGAAGGGCAGUUAGUUGGUCCAGUGCCCUCAUUUGAUAGAUGGGGAUCCUGAGACGGUGGGUUAUGUUGCUUGCCUGGGGCAUUUUAGCUAGUCUGACCAAAUGCUGGAAAAAGGGAUCUUACAUAACCUAUUGUUUCUUAAUUGUGGAUUUUGUGAAAAAUAAUAGAAUAUGUUAAUCGGUGAUUUGUAGUAGUUUAAUGUGUUUCUGUUUUUUAACUUUAAAUUACACUUGUAUUGACAAUAUUUUAGAAUCCUUUGAAUCAAAGUAUUCACUUUUUUCAUAAAUGAGACAUUUGUAUAACUGACAAAAUUGAGGUUUUUACUUAUGAAACACUCCCUCUCCCCCAAGAAUUAAGAAAAAAUUUUCCUCUUUAUUAAGAGCUAAGGAAUGGUAUUUUCAAAGGAAAAGUGUUUCCUUUGACUUCUUUUUAAGGUAUAAUGACUUGUUACUUUGUUAUUGUGGUAAUGGACAGAAGAUUACACACAAAAUAUUUAGGGGGAGCUUUCUCCUAGUUGAUUUUAAAUCAUUGUGGUACCUGAAAAGAUUUUUACAUUUUUAAGUGAGCCGUUUUCUUCACCAGCAUUAAUCAAUGCAGUAUAGAUAUAAAAAUGUAUCAAAGGAUAAGAAAUGGAUACUAAGUGAUUUUUAUAAUCUCAGCAGUUAAUGUAUAUGCCAACGUUUUUUGGGAGUGGAUAGCAAACACUUUCUGCCCUAUAUAAACUUAAAAUACCAUCUGACUUUAGCUGUCUUCACACUUAACACUGAUCACUUUCUUGCACUGAAAUUUUUACAUGAAGAUGUUGAAAUGGAAGUCCACUAUGUUAUUUUAUAAAAUGUUUUCUGUAUGACAAUAAACUGAAAACAUGGAUCAAUCCUUAGUUUGAAAAUAAAUUGGAUAAAUUUUGGUUUUUUAAAAAUACAUCUUUUAAAUAAAAGUCUCUUCUAUC
This is a messenger RNA of Trichechus manatus latirostris (Florida manatee), 3935 nucleotides long. RefSeq names its product pyruvate dehydrogenase kinase 1 (gene PDK1). The transcript is spliced from 11 exons. Gene Ontology annotation, molecular function: pyruvate dehydrogenase (acetyl-transferring) kinase activity. The coding region runs from base 56 to 1372 and encodes 438 amino acids. The record is from RefSeq and is a predicted model, not a curated record. Gene Ontology annotation, biological process: protein phosphorylation; regulation of glucose metabolic process. Lineage: Eukaryota; Metazoa; Chordata; Mammalia; Sirenia; Trichechidae. Gene Ontology annotation, cellular component: mitochondrion.